AUGCUGUUGCGCAUAUCUGUAUUAGUAGCGGUGAGCCUUUGUGGCUCCUGUAUGGAAAUGAGGGAAACUGUAGAGAGGAUGGUGAUGGUUCGUACAUCAGGGUCCGACCUUCAACCGGCGGCCACAGGAUACAUAUAUAAAAAGAAAAACGAUGGCGAAGAGAGCGUCAUAAAAAUGGGUGAAAGUGAGGUCAUGGAACAGUUGUCGAAAUAUUACAAACAACCCAAAUUAGCUGAUAAAAAGAGCGCUGACAUUAAAGAUGGUUCGAAGGACGAGCGUGUUAUACCAGUAUCGGAGGAAUCGGACGAGAAAGUCGAUGGUUUACAUGACGACGAUUUUAAAAAGAUCUUUGAAAAGUAUGGUGUUAGCUUUGACGAUCGCGAUGGACACGGACAUUACUCUCACGGAUUGGACUUUGAUGGUCAUUACUAUGGAUAUGGAGGGGAUAAGGAUAAUAAGAAGUUAUACGACAAUUAUAAGAAACAUUAUACAGAUGGCGGCAGUGGUGACUAUCAUAACGAAAAAUAUUCAAGCUACACCCAUUCACACCGAGGAAAAGGGGAGAAAGAAAGCGACGAGCAUGACAAAUACAACAACGAAGAUGAAGUAAAUAAGCAAGAGAAAUCGGAUGCUCAUAAUGAAGGUAUCAGAUUUCAAAAAGCAUAUGAGAAUGACCAAAAAGAUAGAAAACUAUAUGACAAUGACGAUGGAGUCAAAUUCGCGUUCUAUAAAUACGGAGGCAGCAAAUAUCACGGAGAUGAUGCAGGACAUAAACACGACGAUUCCCAUGAAAGUGGUGACUUCGGAAAAGUUCAUGAAGAAAUCCACGGAGCCAAAAAUUCAGCUGAAGAACAAGAUGACAAAAAACAAGAUUACUACAAAACUGAUGGCGGAAAAGCUCACGACAACAGCUACGGCUUCAAGAUCAAUCAUUAA
Messenger RNA from Danaus plexippus (monarch butterfly), 936 nucleotides. Its product is annotated as protein starmaker-like. The record is from RefSeq and is a predicted model, not a curated record. The transcript has a single exon. Bases 1 to 936 code for a protein of 311 amino acids. NCBI's taxonomy places the organism in Eukaryota, Metazoa, Arthropoda, Insecta, Lepidoptera, Nymphalidae.